GUGCCGUGGGGCCCCUCGGAGGAGAAGAAGAGGGAGUGCAGCCUUAAGAGGAAGAACCCCGAGACCGAGUGCUUCAACUUCAUCCGCGUCCUGGUGGCUCUGAACAGCUCCCAGCUGUACGCCUGCGGCACCAACGCCUUCAGCCCCGCCUGCACCCACAUCCUCCUGGACGACUCCGCUGUGCCGUGGGUCGCAGUGGGGCAGCGCGAUGGAAAGGGGCAAAGCCCCUUCGACCCCCGCCAUUCCCACACCGCGCUGCUGGACGGCGGGGAGCUGUACGCAGCCACAGCCAACAACUUCCACGGCACGGAGCCGAUCAUCUCGCGCUCGCUGGGCGGCCGCACCGCGCUCAAAACCGACGCCUCCCUGCGCUGGCUGGCAGGUGGGAAACCGCCCCACUGCUGGGGGUCACCGCCCCAUAGCGACAGCACCUGUGGGUCACACCGCCCCACUGCUGGGGGUCACCGCCCCAUAGCGACAGCACCUGUGGGUCACAGCACCCCACUGCUGGGGGUCACUGCCCCAUACGACGUGGGGGGCGACAAAGUGCUGCAGAAGAAAUGGACGACGUUCCUGAAGGCGCAGCUGCAGUGCGCGCCGCCCGGCCGCCCCCCCUUCGGCCGCGUCCGACACGUCGCCAGCGCCCCCCCCGCCGCGGGCGGCGACCGCAGCGCCGAGUUCUAUGGGGUCUUCGAGGCGCAGUGGCUCCCCGGCGGCUCCGCGCUCUGCUCGUUCAGCCGCGCUGCGCUGCGGGCGGCGUUCGAGGGGCGCUUCCUGGAGCGGGAGAAGGACGGCGCGGCGUGGAGCCCCCGCAGCGCCCCCAGCGGCGGGGCCCGGCCUGGCAGCUGCUCGGUGGCGCCGUGGUCGGACCAGGCGCUGACGUUCAUGAAGGAGCACUUCCUGAUGGAGACCCCGGUGCCCCCCAACCACGGCCGCCCGCUGCUGCUGAGCCCCAACGUCAGCUACACCCACAUCGCCGUGCUGCCCACCCGCGGCCUCGGCGGGGCGCCGUUCCGCCUGCUGUUCAUGGCCACCGCCGAGGGCUCAGUGCACAAAGCGCUGGAGCUGCCUGGCGGCCGCGCGCUCAUCCUGGAGAGCAUCGCCCUGUUUGAGCAGCCGCGCCGCGUCAGCAGCUUCCUGCUCAGCGCCAGCAAGGUGCGGGCGUGGGGGGGAUCUGACCCUAUGACCACGUGGCUGCAGGACGUGGAGGGAGGCGACGCCAGGAGCCGCUGCCAGCGCGCGAGGAGCGGGGGGGCGGAAACGGAAGUGGCUGAGCUGACUCUCAGCCCGGCGCUGCACAGCGUCGUGCGCCUGCCGUGCCCGCGCCGCUCCGCCUGGGCGGCGUACAGCUGGGAGCGGCCGGGGGGCGGCGGGGCGGCGGCGGGGGGCGCGGAGCAGCUGCCGGACCUGACGCUGCUGGUGGUCGCGCGGCGCGGCGCCCUGGGCGCCUACACGUGCUGGGCCACCGAGAACGGCUUCCGCUGGGCCGCCGUGCGGUACCGCCUGCGGGAGCCCGAAGGCGGCGGCUGGGGGCGCGAGGAGGGGGCGGCGACCCCCCCCCCGGGCGGCUCCUACUGGCCGCAGCUGGUGGCCGUGGCCGCGCUGCUCGCCUUGACGCUGCCGGCCGCCGCCGCCUCGGCUCUGGUGGCUUACAGGGCGCGCAGCAAAGUGCGGGGCUGCGCGGCGGCUGCGGGGGGCGUGGAAAAAGCGCCCCUCAACGGGGCGGGGGGCGGGGAGAGGGGCUGCUGCCUGCAGAUGGACGGCGGGAGCGGCGCCGACCGCGAGCGCGGCUCCGGCGGCGUGCGGUGAGAACGGCGGGG
Phasianus colchicus (ring-necked pheasant) is the source of this 1820-nucleotide messenger RNA. NCBI's taxonomy places the organism in Eukaryota, Metazoa, Chordata, Aves, Galliformes, Phasianidae. The record is from RefSeq and is a predicted model, not a curated record.